This is a messenger RNA of Hevea brasiliensis (rubber tree), 351 nucleotides long. Its product is annotated as ATP synthase small subunit 6, mitochondrial. NCBI's taxonomy places the organism in Eukaryota, Viridiplantae, Streptophyta, Magnoliopsida, Malpighiales, Euphorbiaceae. The record is from RefSeq and is a predicted model, not a curated record. Bases 181 to 351 code for a protein of 56 amino acids. The transcript is spliced from 2 exons.
AAGCCCAGCUCAGUGAGUCCAACAUGAUCCAAUUUUCGAUGAGCAAAUCGCUAGCCGUUCGAUCCUAUCCCUUAAAACUAAGCUAAAUGAAAGCCGACGGCGACAAGAGGAUACAAGCCGAAACUGCAAAUCUCGCUGCUGCUAGGAGAGAGAGGCUGAUCAGAGAAAAGAGAGAGAAAGAUGCCUAGGUGGUUUGAUCCGUGGCCUGUCUUCUUCAAGCGAGAGUUUAACAGGAACUGGCCUUUCCUGGUUGGCUUCGCCGUAACUGGAACCCUCAUCACCAAGUUCUCUCUUGGUCUUACAGAGGAGGAUGCAAAAAAAUCACCUUUCGUCCAGAGGCACAAGAGGUAA